This is a messenger RNA of Cyphellophora europaea CBS 101466, 909 nucleotides long. RefSeq lists its product as uncharacterized. Bases 1 to 909 code for a protein of 302 amino acids. The record is from RefSeq and is a predicted model, not a curated record. Gene Ontology annotation, molecular function: actin filament binding. Lineage: Eukaryota; Fungi; Ascomycota; Eurotiomycetes; Chaetothyriales; Cyphellophoraceae. Gene Ontology annotation, cellular component: cytoskeleton. The transcript has a single exon.
AUGGCGCCCUCCGCAGUAUCUGAUAUCUUGCCCUCCACUAUCGUCUCCAAAUCGGUCCAGCCCGAGAAGGAGGCGGCACACGUCCAUGGCAUGGAAGAUAAGAGUCCGCUUCAGGCCAUCUCUCACGGCGAUGUGACACUCGCUGGCAUUCCCACCUUUCCGUCAUUCGCCGAGAAGCGUCAAUGGCAACUGGAGCAUAUGGCUGCGGCAUUCCGACACUGGAGCCGCGAAGGCUUCGUGUUCGGCAUCUCCGGCCAUAUCUCAGUGCGCGAUCCUGAAUGGACCAACUGCAUCUGGCUCAACCCGCUGGGCAAGCACUUUGGCCUCCUGAACGCCUCAGACAUGGUCCUUGUUAACCUCGAUGAUGGCAAGGUCGUUGGUGGCAACCGCUCGAGGCCGGCCAAUGCUGCCGGCUUCUUGAUCCAUGCUCCUAUCCACAGGCGACGACCCGAUGCCCACUCCGUCUGCCAUGCUCAUACCAAAUACGGCAAAGCCUGGUCCGUCUUUGGCAAGCCGCUCGAGAUGCUGACUCAAGAUGCGUGCAAGUUCUACAAUGCGCACGCUUGCUACAACCAGUAUGGUGGCGUGGUACUAGCCGAAGAGGAGGGCGAGAGAAUUGCCGAGGCGCUGGGUAACGGCAAGGGUGCUCUUCUCCGUAAUCACGGUCUCUUGACUGUUGGCCAGACGGUCGACGAGGCAGCUUUCCUGUUCUGGAGCAUGGAGAAGGCGUGUGAAGGCCAGAUUCUCGCCGAAAUGGCCGCCGCGAACGGCCUGAAGAAGGUUCUGAUUACCGACGAGGAGGCUGAAUACAAUUUCAGGAUGGAAAGCGACGCUGAGACUUGCUACUGCGAGUUCCAAGCGUAUUACGAUUAUGAGGAUCACCUGCUCAAAGGAGAGUUCAAGAAGUAA